This is a messenger RNA of Betta splendens (Siamese fighting fish), 2724 nucleotides long. RefSeq names its product molybdenum cofactor synthesis 1 (gene mocs1). Lineage: Eukaryota; Metazoa; Chordata; Actinopteri; Anabantiformes; Osphronemidae. The record is from RefSeq and is a predicted model, not a curated record. Gene Ontology annotation, biological process: Mo-molybdopterin cofactor biosynthetic process. The transcript is spliced from 11 exons. Bases 101 to 2179 code for a protein of 692 amino acids. Gene Ontology annotation, molecular function: 4 iron, 4 sulfur cluster binding; GTP 3',8'-cyclase activity; metal ion binding.
CCCCUGGUUGUCUUAUCUGUUUGGGUCAAACGGUGACUGACGGUGCGAAGCUGAUUAGCCGAGCCGAGCAGUGAAUCCGCUGGACUGUUAAAGUUAAACCAUGGCUGCUCAUGCUAGCGUGUGCUGCAGCCUGUCUGGCACGUACAGCACUUUCACUCGAUUCAGAAAAGUCUUCGUACAAUGCGUAAAUCAGCGGCUGUUUUCCUAUGCUACGCACAAGAGAAAUGAAGUUGAACUCGCUGCCUCGACUUCAGCUGCUCCCAAUUUUGUGGCACCUUUGAAGAGCAGGUCAAGAAGACAGGAGAGGCUACCAGAAGAGAGUGCACUACCCUUUUCAGAAUUUCUGACAGACAGCUUCCGCCGGAGGCACAGCUACCUGCGCAUUUCCCUGACAGAGAAAUGCAACCUACGCUGUCAGUACUGUAUGCCAGAGGAGGGAGUCAGGCUCACACCACGGAGCCAGCUUCUAUCCACAGCAGAGAUAAUGACUCUGGCUCGACUCUUUGUCAAAGAGGGAGUGAACAAAGUCCGCCUAACCGGAGGAGAGCCCCUCAUCAGACCUGAUGUGCUGGAUAUUAUUACAGAAUUAAGGAAGUUGGAGGGUCUGAAAACCAUUGCCGUAACAACAAAUGGCAUGAACCUAGCUAGAUUUCUGCCUAAGCUGAAAGAGGCCGGCCUUGACCUGAUUAACAUCAGCCUGGAUUCACUGAUUCCUGACAAGUUUGAGUUCAUUGCCAGACGCAAAGGGUUUGUCAAGGUCAUGGAGGGCAUUGACAAAGCCAUUGAAAUGGGUUACAGCCCUGUCAAGAUCAACUGUGUGGUCAUUCGGGGCCUCAAUGAGGAUGAGCUGAUAGAUUUUGUGGCGCUGACAGAGAAGAAGCCUCUGGAAGUUCGAUUCAUCGAAUACAUGCCCUUUGAUGGAAACAUGUGGAACUUUAAGAAAAUGGUGAGUUACCGGGAGAUGCUGGACCGCAUCAGGCAACAGUGGCCCAAUGUGGAGAGGCUUCAGAGUCAACUCACAGACACUGCCAAAAUAUUUAAAGUGCCAGGCUUCCAAGGUCAGGUGGGCUUCAUCACCUCCAUGUCUGAUCAUUUCUGUAGCUCCUGCAAUCGCCUGCGCAUCACUGCAGAUGGAAACCUUAAGGUGUGUUUGUUUGGUAACUCAGAGGUGUCUCUUAGAGAUGUUUUACGCUCUGGAGCAUCUGAUGAAGAUCUGCUGCACAUCAUUGGAGCAGCUGUGGGCAGGAAAAAGAAACAGCAUGCAGGCAUGUUCAGUAUCUCUCAGAUGAAGAACAGGCCUAUGAUCCUCAUUGGGACUCAUUCAUCAUCACAAGACAGCCAACGGACAUUUUCUAUUGUUCCUCAGCUUCCAAACAACCCAUUUCUCUCUGUGACAUUAGCCUGUCCUCCAGGCAGCAUGAGAGUCCUAAAUAGAGAGAGAUUUUUGUGCCUUCCAGACUGCACUGAUUCAACACAGACGGCCCAUGUUUGCUCCUCCAAAACCUCAAUGGGUGGUGGUGCCCACAGUGAAAAGCCUACUGUGAAGGACAACAUGUCUCUUUAUCCCUCUGAAUUUUGCAGUCUACUGACCUUCAACAUUUGUGACACUAACAAACUCAGCCAAUCAAUGAGUGAAGCCAAGUCAGGCACAAAUGGAUCCAAGACCCAGCAGCAUGAAACCACUAAAGCACAGCUGACGCAUAUAGAUGUUCACGGCCGGGCCACCAUGGUUGAUGUUGGGGAGAAAGUCCCGACGUGUCGAGCAGCCACAGCUAGCGGUAUCGUCUUCUUGGGCCCCACAGCUUUUCGUCUGCUUCGGGAUAACCAACUGGCUAAGGGUGACGCGUUGACUGUGGCGCAGAUAGCCGGCAUCAUGGCUUCCAAAGAGACCUCAGCCCUCAUCCCGCUCUGCCACCCAUUGCCUUUAGACCACACCUCUGUUACCUUUGACCUGGAUGAGCUGCAGAACGCUGUGGUCAUCACAGCAGCUUGUCGCACAAUGGGGAGGACAGGAGUAGAGAUGGAGGCGUUGACAGCUGUUUCUGUGGCAGCGCUUACAGUCUAUGAUAUGUGUAAAUCUGUGAGCCAUGACAUUCUUAUUACAGACAUAAAACUGGUCAGUAAAACAGGUGGGAAGAGAGACUAUAACUGUCAGGUUUCACCACAUCCCCACAAAUGAAUAGAAUUUAACACUAAAUAAUUUACACCAAAAUGACUUUUUUAUUACAAAAUAUUUUAUUGCCAUUAGAUAAAUUUAGAAAGCUUAUGUGUAUUAUCUGAAGGUUGAGUCUGAAUAACUAAGAAUCUUAACCAACAUCUGUAUAUUAUACACUAUGUCACACAAUCACUACAUCGUGAGCAUCCCUAAAUAUUCUGGAAGGUUUUUUUAUUGAUGACACAACCUACUUUAAUCUUAUUUUUAACUUUUCGUUGUGGUCUUAGGUUAUGAAGCAUAAGUCUGCAAUUGCUUUUGGUUUGUAUUAUGAUGGUACAGUUGUAAAAUUCAUCUGAUUUCCUGUGCUCUCAGAUCACAUUGCAAUAGAACACAACGCAAUUGAUCCAUUGUGCUGAUUAAUGUUACAGCCUCCAUGUUUUAACUGUCUCUUCCACUUAGUAAGUAGACAGAGGAGCGUGAGCUCGGGACGGAUUCUCUGUCCUGUUAGCCUGGCUGCAAGUGGGACAGUUGUAACCGUGCUCUGAUGCAAUAAACGAUACGUGGUUGUA